Messenger RNA from Patiria miniata (bat star), 1965 nucleotides. Its product is annotated as putative nuclease HARBI1. The record is from RefSeq and is a predicted model, not a curated record. The transcript is spliced from 4 exons. Bases 62 to 1093 code for a protein of 343 amino acids. NCBI's taxonomy places the organism in Eukaryota, Metazoa, Echinodermata, Asteroidea, Valvatida, Asterinidae.
UUAGGAUCGGUCCGAGGGUCGUCUUAUCUCCGCGAACACGUAAAAUUUACUGAAAUUCACAAUGGCGCUUAUGCUUCUUGCGGAUCGCGAAGCUCGGCGGGCAAUAAGGCGAGAAAGGUUAUUCCGAGACAGGAGAAAUCCAAUAGACAGUCUCAAUGACGAGGAAAUCCUCACGAGAUAUAGAUUCACGAGACAUGGGGUAUUCCAAGUUCUAGAAAGGGUUGCAGAUGAAUUGGAGUCCGACACCCGGAGGAGCAAUGCAAUAUCGCCACUGAUGCAACUGCUCACUACCCUGCGGUUCUUCGGUACCGGUGCCUUCUACACCGUUGAAGGUGAUCUCCAUGAUGUCAGCGUCCCGUCCGUCUGUCGCAUCGUUCACCGGGUUGCCAACUCCCUCGCAAGAUUGACCGAUCGCCACAUACGAUUUCCUGUCGACAUACAAGAUGUGAUGAAGACCAAGCAAGGGUUUUUCGACAAGGCAGGCUUUCCCGGGGUAGUUGGUGCGAUAGACUGCACCCACGUACGACUGUACGGAGCACCACUCGGUGAUGACGAGCCUCUGUAUGUAAACAGAAAAGGUUAUCACAGCAUUAAUGUUCAAGCUGUGUGCAAUGCGUCAUUUAAGAUGACGAAUGUCGCCGCACGAUGGCCAGGCAGCACCCACGACAGUGCGGUUUUGCACGGGAGCCUUCUCGGAGAAAUGUUCGAGAAUGGAAGACUCCAAGGAACGCUGAUAGGCGAUACCGGCUACGCCCUACGACCGUGGCUGAUGACACCUGUCGCUGAACCGACAACAAACGCCGAGAGACGCUACAACAGGAGCCACAGAAGAACAAGAGUGACAAUUGAACAGGUUUUCGGUCAACUGAAACGCAAAUUUCCCUGUUUGUCACUCGGGCUCCGUGUCGCCCCCCGUAGAGCCUGUCAGAUCAUCAAGGCCUGUUGUGUGCUGCAUAACAUUGCCAAAGAAUUGAGGGAGCCGGAGAUAGAGGGAGAGCUGAGAGAGGAUGAGGGAAACGAUGACAUACCCUAUGAUGGGCACAUCCAAGAUGGUACGAUACAGAGGAACAGAAUAAUUAAUGCAUACUUUUGAAUACUUUUUAUCAAUCCCACUUGUUGUUUUACAAUUUAUCAAUCCCUCUAUGUUGCAUAAAUAUUUACAGGUUGUUGUUUCCAGUACCAAUGAACCCUUAUGUUUUUCCAAUCCAUUCUAAUACAGAGUUCCAGUAGAGUAAAUCCAUUUUAUUGAUGUCACCAAGUAGCAAUCAAUUGAAACUGAAAACAGAACCAUCCAACAUAUAAUUUGACUGUAAGAUUUGUUCAUUUAUCUUGGUAUUUUGGUAACCUAUUUUAUGUAUUAAAAUUUCAGCAAUCCUACUCACAAUGUUUACAGGCACUGAAAAUGCUUGUGAAUAAAUUUUUACACAUUAGAGAUGUCGAGUUAAUUUUGCACGUUUUUCAAGCCUAUAAUUAGUUUCUUCAAAAUAUCUUCAUGCAACACAAUAGGAUUGAAUGGAUUUAUUUCUUUAACUACUUGACAAUUUCUUCAUAAGUUUCAGUUUAAUGAUUCUUUAGACCUAAAUAAUUAUAGGGCUCAUGCAAUGUAACUUGUUUUUAUGCAAUCCUUCAAAAUGCACAUUUGUAUCCCCUUAAACCUUAUAUUUAACUUUUGUUUGCCAUUUCUAAGGGCAUUUUGGUGCCUUUUGAUUUUGAGGCUCAUACAAAUUGCCACAUAAAAGCAAAAGUAUAAUGUCAUUUCAGGCAGAGACCUUAAUGUUGCAUCUAGAUCAGCACCAACAGGUGCCCGAAUUUGGAUACUUUGCUGUUGUAAAUUCCUUUUCUGUGGUGGUCCAUUGUUGCGUCAGCAAGACAAUGAGCAAAUUUAUCUCAAAGAUGUUUCCAAUAUGCAAAUAUUUGGGUUCAUAAUUUGAACAGAACAUCCCUCAACUGACAAGUGUCUUCCUG